AGUAAAAGUACCUAGGUAGAUAUAAGACAAUACCUAAAUCACAUAGAGAUACCGAGACACCCACAUUCUUAAUAUCCAAAACCAUGGCCUCCAAAACCCACAAAGCCCUUGUCACAGUUGCUCCCCGAGCCCCCUUUGAGAUCCACGAGUAUCCCACGAUCCAGCCCACUGGCGACGAGAUCAGGAUUCACGUCCAAUGGAGAGCCUCCACCCCUCUUGAACUCCACGAGGCCGACGGUGGACUGCUGCUUGAACCACCUCAAAGAACGGGGCGGACUUCCGCAGGCAUCGUCGUCGAGGUAGGACCCGACGCGAAGCGUCUCAAAGUCGGCGGCAAAGUCUUGGGCUACGCGCACCAGAAGCCCAGCUGGCAGGCUCACCAGGGAGUACGCCACAGCCCCUGAAUGGGCGUUCGGUAAGGUACGUAGCAUCCCUUUAAGAAGAAGAUAUGAGUUUUUUUUUUUUUUUUUUUUUUUCAUAUAGCAUCCCACCCCUAAUCAUCUCAUCC
Hypoxylon fragiforme is the source of this 508-nucleotide messenger RNA. Its product is annotated as chaperonin 10-like protein. Gene Ontology annotation, molecular function: oxidoreductase activity, acting on NAD(P)H. The transcript has a single exon. Lineage: Eukaryota; Fungi; Ascomycota; Sordariomycetes; Xylariales; Hypoxylaceae. The record is from RefSeq and is a predicted model, not a curated record. Bases 84 to 404 code for a protein of 106 amino acids.